GCUUGAAAUUCUACGUCAACAUACCCUAAGCAUUCCUAGCUCCUCCUUUCAUGUAUUUCAUGUAGAAUCCGAUAACAUCUAAUCUGAUCUCCCUACAUUCCAUUUCGAGUCAUGUCUUCACAUUACCUUACUCGCGCCUGUUCCUAAUAACAAACGAUUCCGUGCUGACGUCCAUCUUACUUACACAGACCCUCGUCAUCGUAACGCCGUUACUACUCACACAGUCGCGUUUCUCGCAUCAUCCAAAUUCGGCAUCCGAGAAACGCCUAGCCAAUAUCGUUUAUGCCAGCCAGAACCUUAUAGGCGCUCGAAAACGUGCAGAACAACCCGGAAGAUAGAAGUCAUUGUACGUUCUAAGGAGUUAGGGCCUCUCCUCUCCUAAUCGCGGCUGUUGCGAAAGUAACAGCAACACCUUGUUCCCAUGGUUCUCUACAGCGCAGGCCUACAGCAAUCAUGAUGCUGGAUGACCAACCCAUGCGAGCGAGCCUUCAGGUUGCUCCCCUCGCAAUCAACAAGUCCCGUUCCGAAAAUGCGGCGGAGAGCGCGCUGGAUGAUGUUUCAGCAACAGCGACAUCUGCACAUCUAUACUCACAGUCGCAAAUAACCCCCCCAUCAACCCCCAAUGAUUCUCAGGAAGAAUUGGUUCCUGAGACACCGUCAAAUCCUAUAUUCCACAAUUUCCUACGGGCCUUUUACCCGUUUCAGCCUAACUAUGCCAUGACAGAUUCGACGGUCACUUUACCACUAAAUGAAGGAGAUGUAGUCUUGGUUCAUUCUAUCCACACCAAUGGAUGGGCGGAUGGAACUUUGCUAGUAUCCGGUGCGAGGGGAUGGUUACCGACGAAUUAUUGCGAGGCGUACGACCCGGAUGAGAUGAGAAACCUACUCAAGGCGCUCUUGAAUUUUUGGGAUCUGCUAAGGAGCGCGGCGACAAAUGACCGAGACAUAUUUGGCAACCAGGAGUUUAUGAAAGGCAUUAUAGCCGGUGUGCGCUAUCUCUUGGAGCGGAGUCAUUGUUUAACACGCGAAUCAGCUACAAUACAGAGAAGCGAGAGUUUACGGAAAGGAAGGAAAUCUCUCCUCUCUGAACUCUCGUCUCUAGUAAAAACCGCGAAACGACUACAAGAAAUGUUGAGAUUUUCCCAAACUACUGAAGAAGUAAAUGACAUCAUUGAUGAGAUGAUCUUGAAGGCGUUCAAGAUCGUCGUUAAAGGUGUUAGAUUUCUUGACCUAAUCGAGGAAGAUAGGCGGUUACGUGCACGGGCAGUAACAGUAAUGGCGACAGUUAUUGAAGAAUCGUUUGUUCCACCGACGCCACCGAUGGAGUCGACUGCAUUCGACAAUAGCCAAGAAGAUGAUCAAGCUGCAUCCACCCGAACGGAUGCCAACGCAGGAUGUACAAGUGGAUUGGCGCCACCAGUAACCGAAGGUGUACAAACGGGGGAACCGACCAACAAGCGUCUAUCUUCUGUUUACUCGCCUGCCAACGCGACAAAUAAUCGGUUGUCUCAAAUCAACCCCUCCCAUGGGCAUCGAAUGUCGGCCACUAUAUCACACAGAGUGUCUCUAGCCGGUCCUUCGUCAUUGUCCCAUUCCCAAUCGCAGAACCUUGUUUCGGAGCGGCUCAAUUCCUGUCACGAUACGUUUUUGUCCCACUUGGGUUCUUUUAUUGGACGGUUACACGUCCAAUCUCAAUCGCGACCGGAGCUGGCCCUUGCCAUCAAACACUCGGUUAUCUCUGGCGGGGACCUUUUCGCCGUGAUUGACGCGAUAUGCGAUCACAACACGUCUGUUUCGGAGACGUUGGGACAGUCACGCGUCGCUAUGUACGAUCGGAUCCGAGAUUUAGUUUAUUCGGCCCGCGAAAUACUGGGCAACAAAGGACCUGAUGGUGAAGAUGUUAUCAUGCCUCAAGAUAAUAGCCGGCUUCUAUUCGCCGCGACCGGAUGUGUAAAGGCAGCAGGCGAAUGCGUUGCGAAAACGAAAUGGGUUUUGGAAAAAAUAGGCGAUUUCGAAUUCGAGUCCGAUAAUGGAAACUUGGGCAUCGAUUUAGGCGUAUUCGAAGCCGUGACGGAUAGUCGGCCACGAACACCCGCUGAGUCAACCAUAUCGGACGCCAAACCGUCCGAACCGUCGUCACAUAGGCCCACGCACUCGGUCAAUUCGUCGAUCGACAAGCCCCUCCCCGAGGUCCCCGUGGACGAACAAGAGCAAGAGCGACGGGAUUCGACGGAUGCCUCCCCAACAGCCUCUCGUCCGCAAUCGAUGGUUAUUGAUGAUGCUGCCUCGAGUAUGGCAUCCUCCGUAUCAUCCAUCCGGCCUUCACUGCCAGCGUUACCGAAGCUUACUACAUCACUUCCGCCGGAAGACCCGUACAGCCCCACAACAGAGGCUUCACACGACAGCGAGUUUCAUACUUCGUUCCGCUCCGAUACGGGUACCGCUUCUAGCUCCGGAAGCAACAGCACGUAUCUCAGUCGCGAUUCGGAAUCUAGCAUGGUGUCUGACACUUCAACUCGCGCCACUACCCCAGACAUUACUCUCGCUCCGAAGGCCCAACCUUCUCUAUCAGACUUGAGCACUGCGGGCAGCUCUAAUAUGAGCGAGGAAGCUGAUGAGCUUGAGUCAAAACUGUUGGAGAAGACGUUUGCGCACGAGCUGAUGUUUAACAAGGAGGGGCAAAUUACUGGUGGCUCGCUCUCUGCCUUGGUUGAACGCCUCACAACACACGAAGCAACACCGGACGCCAUGUUUGUGUCUGCCUUUUACCUAACCUUCCGACUUUUCUGUACGCCCAUCAAGUUGGUUGAGAGCCUUGUUGAGCGGUUCGAUUAUGUGGGCGAAAACCCCAAUACCGCGAGCCCUGUCAGACUACGAGUAUAUAACGUUCUAAAGGGGUGGAUGGAGUCUCAUUGGCGUGACGCUACUGACCAUGAAGCACUACCACAUAUCCAGAGCUUCGCUGAGUUCAAGCUCGGGCCUCUUCUGCCAUCGGCAGGAAAACGAAUCAUGGAACUCUCACUCAGAGUUUCCUCUACGACUGGUUCCCUCGUUCCGCGUCUUGUGUCCUCCAUGGGAAAGACAAGUACCUCGAUUUCUCAAUACAUACCUGUGGAUACGCCUCUUCCCCAUCCCAUUCUAUCCAAAAGUCAACAGGGUCUCCUCAACAAUUGGAAAUCAGGCGGCAGUCUCCCUUCUUUUCUCGAUUUUGAGCCCCUUGAAAUUGCUCGCCAACUAACUCUUCGGCAAAUGAACAUCUUCUGUUCCAUUUUACCCGAGGAGCUGUUGGGUUCGCAGUGGAUGAAGAAGAAUGGCGCGGCUUCGCCGAAUGUAAAAGCGAUGUCCGGGCUUUCUACCGAUCUAUCCAACCUCGUAGCAGACACUAUCCUUCAAUAUCCAGAAGUGAAAAAGCGCGCCGUGGUCAUCAAACAAUGGAUCAAGAUUGCACAUCAAUGCCUUGAGCUUAACAACUACGACGGCCUCAUGGCUAUUGUGUGUAGCUUAAACAACUCGGUCAUCAGUCGUUUGCGCAAGACUUGGGAGCUCGUCAGCCUCAAACGACGCGAAAUGCUAAAGUCCCUGCAAGCUAUAGUCGAACCUGCCAGUAACAACAAAGUCCUUCGAGCACGCCUCCAAGGUCACGUUCCCCCAUGUCUGCCCUUCCUUGGCAUGUUCCUGACCGAUCUUACCUUUGUGGACAUCGGCAACCCUGCCACAAAACAGCUACCUAGCGCUGGGUCGGACGACAAUGGGUUGACGGUGAUCAACUUCGACAAGCAUACGCGAACGGCUAAAAUUAUCGGCGAACUACAACGAUUUCAAAUCCCGUAUAGACUCGCGGAAGUUCCUGACAUGCAGGAAUGGAUUCAGGCCAAGAUUGCCCUGGUAAAGGAAUCCGACCAAGGCAACGUCCAAGUUAGUUAUUACCGGAAAAGUUUGAUGCUUGAGCCGAGAGAAAACUUUCUGAGUACGAGGACUCCAACUGAGUCGACGCCAUCCGGUCAAAAGGGUGAUUUGUUUGGCUGGAUAUCAAGAGACCGUCAUAACAAUAACAAUAACAACAACAGCAACAGCAACAGCAACAGCAACAACAACAACAACCACACUUUUCCUCUUUCUACAUAACGACAUACCUAUUUGAUUUUCCUGUCGCGGAAUCGCUGUUCCACGACUAGUACCACCAUUACUUUUAUUCGCCCUUAUAUUUACUACUAGUAUUACCGUCACCUCAUUAUUUUUUCAUCACAUUUAUUGAUACCCCUGUUGUUUCUGCGUCUUUAUUG
Messenger RNA from Hypoxylon fragiforme, 4283 nucleotides. Its product is annotated as ras GEF. The record is from RefSeq and is a predicted model, not a curated record. The transcript is spliced from 2 exons. Gene Ontology annotation, molecular function: protein binding; guanyl-nucleotide exchange factor activity. The coding region runs from base 454 to 4125 and encodes 1223 amino acids. Gene Ontology annotation, biological process: Ras protein signal transduction; positive regulation of GTPase activity. Gene Ontology annotation, cellular component: plasma membrane. NCBI's taxonomy places the organism in Eukaryota, Fungi, Ascomycota, Sordariomycetes, Xylariales, Hypoxylaceae.